This is a messenger RNA of Pseudoliparis swirei, 1090 nucleotides long. RefSeq lists its product as uncharacterized. Bases 62 to 1090 code for a protein of 342 amino acids. The transcript is spliced from 5 exons. NCBI's taxonomy places the organism in Eukaryota, Metazoa, Chordata, Actinopteri, Perciformes, Liparidae. The record is from RefSeq and is a predicted model, not a curated record.
CUCCACCGGAUGUUGUGGGCUUUUGGAGGGUCUGACCUGAGUGCGUGCUAACGACUGAAAAAUGGAAAAAAUGGAAAAAAUGGAAAAAUUGGAGAACACAUAUAGAAUGACCGACAGAGACAUCAAACUGAUGAUACAGCUUCGUGCCGCUAACGCCGACGUCUUCACCGGACGGAAGAACUCUGCCAUGAGGGGCUGGAGGGCCAUCAGGAAGGAGAUGGGCAUCCAGGGAGCGCUGACCCCCCAGCAGCUAAAGAAGAAGUGGGACAACCUGAAAGACAAGUACCGGGCGCUGAAGAACCCCCCGGUGGGCGUGGAGACCCAGACCAACUCGUGGCGCUGGUUCAACCUGAUGGACGAGGCCAUGAGCGGCGCCCGCCCGUCGCUGCUGGGCGAAGACGCCGCCGCCGCCGCGCUCCUCCUCCCCAAAGCUGAGGGAUGUUUCUCUGAACUGAGGCUCGGGGGGUCCGGGGCUCUGCAGGAGGUCCUGGUGCUCAGCGAGAUCGAGGACCAGAGCAGAACCGGGUCGCCCGUUCAGUUCUCAGCCGUCCCCGAAACAGCCCACGUGAGUCUAGGGGGGAUGGAGAGUCCACCGGCCAGGAAUGAGAGCCCACCCGUCGUGCUGUACGCCACCCUGCUGCCCGACGGCACCUUCGGGUGCAAAAAGCCGCCUCCCCCCUCCUCCGUCAGGGAGGACAGCGCCGCCAGCCGGCGGCUGGAGCAGCUGCAGCGGGAGUGGAGGGCGCUGGAGGCGGAGCAGGCCCAGUUUGACGCAGAGCUGAUCGCUCUAGAGCGAGACAGGGAGCUGCUGAACAGGGACACGGCCGCUCUGGAGGCAGACCGGGCGGGUCUGGAUCGGGACCGGGCGGUUCUGGAUCGAGACCGAGUGGUUCUGGAUCGAGACCGGGCCUUCCUGGACCGAGACCGGGCCUUCCUGGACCGGGACCGAGUGUUCCUGGAGAGGGCCAGGGGGGAUUUAGAGAGGGAGAGAGCUCUGUUCUACCAGAGACUCUCAGACCUGGAUCCAGACCAGCUGGAGAGCAGACACAGACUGGUGGGCCUCUUCCAGAGGCUGGUGGAGAAACUGUGA